Molecule: messenger RNA, 1452 nt
Organism: Aspergillus nidulans FGSC A4
Lineage: Eukaryota; Fungi; Ascomycota; Eurotiomycetes; Eurotiales; Aspergillaceae
Exons: 5
Coding region: 1-1452 (483 amino acids)
Biological process (GO): transmembrane transport
Cellular component (GO): membrane
Molecular function (GO): transmembrane transporter activity
Source: RefSeq, a predicted model, not a curated record
AUGUCGCCGCCAACAGACACAACCAUAACUACGCCUAUUCCUUCACCCACCCUGAAUCCCAAGUCCCUUAGCACCGCAAGAAAAUGCCUCAUCCUUUUCAUUGUCAGCUGGAACACUUUGGUGGUCACUUUCCUCAGCACAUCACUCCUCAUCGCGACGCCCGAGAUCGCAUCCGACCUAGAAACCACAUCUGAGAUCCUCAACAUCACUAAUGCCGCUGUGCUAAUCGCGAUGGGCUGUUCCUCACUAAUCUGGUCUCCACUAGCCGAGAUCUUCAGUCGAAAACGUAGCUACGAUGCUGCGACGGCGGUCAUGCUGCUUGCCUCUAUUGGGACCGCGCUGGCACCGAACAUGGCUGUUUUCACAAGUAUGCGCGUGAUCUCGGGCUUUACGGGAACGUACUUUAUGGUUGCCGGUCAGACGGUCAUUGCAGACAUUUUUGUGCCGACAGUGAGAGGGCGUGCAGUGGGCUGUCUACAGGUGGGGAGUGUGGCGGGGAGUGCCUUAGGCCCCUGCAUUAGCGGGGUGAUCGUAACAUUCGCCCACUGGCGCGAUAUCUACUGGCUGCAAGUCGCCAUGGCAGGGCUGGGCUCUGCACUAUCCGUGUUUGCAAUCCCCAACAUUCAAAGCGAAGUGAAGCAGCUGUACGAGGAAAAAGCAGAGCUAGACUCGGGAUCAGACACUAUCCCGCAAAGAGUUUUCCAAGCCCUCGCCCGCUUCAACCCCACGAAGGUGUUAAAACUAUACCUCCUUCCGCAAAUCCUCCUCUCCGAUCUCAUCUGCGGCUUUCUGGCAAUCACGCAGUACGGCACUUUGACUUCGGUUAGGCACGUCAUCAAUCCGCGCUUUGGGUUUACAACGCCGCUCGUCAGUGGGCUCUUCUAUCUUGCCCCGGGGACAGGAUUCAUCGUGGGGAGUUUAGUGGGCGGGCGGUUAUCAGACCAUACGGUGAAACGGUAUAUCAGAAAGCGAAAUGGCCUGCGUCUACCCAAGGAUCGAUUGAACAGCGGAAUCGUCUAUUUCUUUGCGGUAUUGCCGAUCUCAAUGGUUCUUUAUGGGUGGUCUCUACAGAAGCAGUUUGGAGGGUUGGCCUUGCCGAUCAUACUGGCUUUCUUGAUUGGUGCUGGGUUAAUGGGAGCGUGGAACGGGUUGAAUACGUAUUCUGCUGAAGUAAUUCCCUCUCAACGCGCCGAAGCUGUCUGCAGCAAAUAUAUCCUGCAAUAUAUGUUUGGCGCUACGGCUACCGCGGCAGUGGUGCCGCUGAUAGAUGCUAUUGGGAUUGGGUGGUCUUUUACGAUAUUGAGCUAUGGCCAGGUCAGGGUUAUUGUCUCUGACCGCAUGGUAUCCCCCGCAUGUUCAAUCGAAUUCAUUGAAGAGAAGACUUCCAAGUCAAGCAAUCCUUCACAUAUGGGAGAUGCAACGCUGGCAGGGUUAUACCGUUCAGGCCGGUGA